AUGGGAUACGGUGGUUACAGGAGGAUGAACUUCAGUACAACAAAUACUACGUUCGCCCCAAACACUUCUAACGAAGCCGUUCCUGAUGUUUCUGGACGCACGUUUUCUAUGAGGGUAGUUGUAUCGACUUUUCUUCUUGUUUUGGGGUUGAUGGCCAUCGUGGGAAAUGUUGCGGUCGUCAUCGCUACCUUCUGGAACGAGAAACUUCGCAGCCAAGCAAGUAAUCUCCUACUCGUGUAUUUGUCAAUGACCGAUGCAAUUACUGGGCUUUUUGUUAUUAUCCCGUCAGCGUUAUCGGUUGGCAUUGACUACUGGCCAUUUGGUGAUAUCCUCUGCAAGCUGCAGAACGGAUUUCUGUAUACUUGUUCCUGUUCUUCUUCGUUCAAUAUUUCAGCAAUUAGCGUGGACAGGGCGAUAGCAGUGAUGAUGCCGUUGCAGUACCCCAAUAUCAUGUUCCGUAGAAGGAUAGAGUACAUCUGCGCCGUUCUUUUCCUUCUGGGUGUCAGCACUGAAAAUCUAAAAGACAUGACUACCUGGCGCCCAGUAUUUGCUGAGCCCUACUCUGAAUGGUUUACCCCCAGUUUCAUCGACAUCGAAAAUGUCUCCCAUCUUCUAAUACAACAAAAGGAGGUUCAAACUAUGGGGCAGGCUUUAGACUACCUUUAG
Molecule: messenger RNA, 666 nt
Organism: Uloborus diversus
Lineage: Eukaryota; Metazoa; Arthropoda; Arachnida; Araneae; Uloboridae
Product: probable G-protein coupled receptor No9
Exons: 4
Coding region: 1-666 (221 amino acids)
Biological process (GO): adenylate cyclase-activating adrenergic receptor signaling pathway
Cellular component (GO): membrane
Molecular function (GO): G protein-coupled receptor activity
Source: RefSeq, a predicted model, not a curated record